GACGCCACGUCAGCAGCAUAUUGAGCGGCGCGGAUCGACUCACUUUCGAAUUUGCUAAGAAAUGAACUUGAUCAAGGUCCUUACGUACGCUGCGGGCGCGCUCGCGGCCUGCGCGGUCUCGUCGGUCGUCGCGGAAGAGCCCAAGGGCCCGGUGAUUGGCAUCGACUUGGGCACGACCUACUCGUGCGUCGGCCACUACGCCAACGGCAAGGUCGAGAUCAUCGCCAACGACCAGGGUAACCGCAUCACGCCCUCGUAUGUGGCAUGGGACUCGAACGACGAGCGCCUCAUUGGCGACGGCGCCAAGAACCAGGCGACGAUCAACCCGGAGAACACGCUCUUUGACGUCAAGCGCCUUAUCGGUCGCCAGUACAACGACAAGUCGGUGCAGGCGGACAAGAAGCUGCUGCCGUACGAGAUUGUCAACAAGGAGGGCCGCCCGUACAUCCAGGUGAUUGUCAAGGGCGAGACCAAGACGUUCUCGGCCGAAGAAGUCUCGGCCAUGAUUCUCACCAAGAUGAAGAACAUUGCUGAAAACUACCUCGGCAAGGAGGUCAACGACGCGGUCGUGACCGUGCCCGCGUACUUCAACGACGCCCAGCGCCAGGCCACGAAGGACGCCGGUACCAUUGCCGGCCUCACGGUCCAGCGUAUCAUCAACGAGCCGACGGCCGCCGCCAUUGCCUACGGUAUCGACAAAAAGAACGCCAAGGGCGAGAAGAAUGUGCUCGUCUUCGAUCUCGGCGGUGGUACCUUUGAUGUCACGCUCCUCACGAUCGACGGCGGCGUCUUUGAGGUGCUCUCGACCAACGGCGACACCCAUCUCGGCGGUGAAGAUUUCGAUCAGCGUGUCAUGCAGUUCUUCAUCAAGAAGUGGCAGAAGCAAAAGAAGAUUGACAUCAGCUCGGACAAGCGCGCGCUCCAGAAGCUCCGCCGCGAAGCCGAGCGUGUCAAGCGCGCCCUCUCGACGCAGCCCCAGGCGCGCCUCGAAAUUGAGUCGCUCCUCGACGGCGAGGACUUUGACGAGACGCUCACGCGUGCUCGCUUUGAAGAGCUCAACAACGACCUCUUCAAGAAGACGCUCGGCCCCGUCGAGAAGGUCAUGAAGGACGCCGGCCUCAAGAAGUCGGAGGUCGACGAGAUUGUGCUUGUCGGCGGCUCGACGCGCAUUCCCAAGAUCCAGCAGCUCAUCAAGGAUUUCUUCAACGGCAAGGAGCCCUCGCGCGGUAUCAACCCCGACGAGGCUGUCGCGUACGGUGCUGCCGUCCAGGGCGGUAUCCUCGCGGGCGUCAACGACGAGUCGACCAAGGACAUUUUGCUUCUCGAUGUGGCCCCGCUCUCGCUCGGUAUUGAGACGGUCGGCGGUGUCAUGACCAAGAUCAUCAACCGCAACACGGUGGUGCCCACGAAGAAGUCGCAGACGUUCUCGACGUACCAGGACAACCAACCCGCUGUGUCGAUCCAGGUCUACGAAGGCGAGCGCACGAUGACCAAGGACAACCACAUGCUCGGCAAGUUUGAGCUCACGGGCAUCCCGCCGGCGCCGCGUGGCGUGCCGCAGAUUGAAGUCACGUUCGAGGUCGACGCCAACGGCAUCCUCCAGGUCUCGGCCGAGGACAAGGGCACGGGCAAGGCUGAGAAGAUUACGAUCACGGCCGAGAAGGGCCGCCUCUCGCAGGAGGAGAUUGAUCGCAUGGUCCAGGAAGCCGAGGAGAACGCCGAGGAAGACAAGAAGAUCAAGGACCGCAUUGACGGCCGCAACUCGCUCGAAGGCUACCUCUACAACCUCAAGAACAACGUCGAGGACAAGCUCGCCGAUAAGAUUGACGACGACGACAAGGACACUGUCCUCAAGGCGGUCCAGGAGGCCAUGGACUGGCUCGACGAGAACCAGGAAGCCGACAAGGAGGACUUUGACGCGCAGCAGAAGGCGGUCGAGAAGGUGGUCAACCCCAUCAUGUCCAAGGUCUACCAGUCGACGGGCGGUGCCGGCGCCGGCGCGGACGACGACGACGAGGACGACCACGACGAGUUGUAAACUAAGCGUCGGUCGUUAGAGUGGUGUUGCCGCAUAUGCAAUGAAUACUUGGUAUUUACAUUUCCA
Molecule: messenger RNA, 2104 nt
Organism: Saprolegnia diclina VS20
Lineage: Eukaryota; Oomycota; Saprolegniomycetes; Saprolegniales; Saprolegniaceae
Product: luminal-binding protein 1
Exons: 1
Coding region: 62-2038 (658 amino acids)
Biological process (GO): cellular response to unfolded protein; endoplasmic reticulum unfolded protein response; protein refolding
Cellular component (GO): endoplasmic reticulum lumen; cytoplasm; membrane
Molecular function (GO): ATP-dependent protein folding chaperone; misfolded protein binding; heat shock protein binding
Source: RefSeq, a predicted model, not a curated record